Dama dama (fallow deer) is the source of this 7114-nucleotide messenger RNA. RefSeq names its product reticulon-3-like. Gene Ontology annotation, cellular component: postsynaptic density; neuron projection. NCBI's taxonomy places the organism in Eukaryota, Metazoa, Chordata, Mammalia, Artiodactyla, Cervidae. The coding region runs from base 1 to 2451 and encodes 816 amino acids. The record is from RefSeq and is a predicted model, not a curated record. The transcript has 3 exons. Gene Ontology annotation, biological process: brain development; endoplasmic reticulum tubular network formation; neuron differentiation.
AUGAAAAGUUCAAAUUCCUAUGUGAGGUUGUCAAAUUCUCACGCUGUAUAUUUUCUUUCAGAUUCCUUUGUUUCUUCCUCUUCCUCUCAGCCUGUAUCUCUAUUUUCGACCUCACAAGAGGGAUUGAGCUCUCUUUGCUCUGAUGAGCCACCUUCAGAAAUUACGACUUCCUCCUCUUGUUCAUCUUCUGAAAUAUGUAACACUGACCUUACAAUACUACAUGGAGUAAAAAGCAAAAUGUUAGGCAGCCAGAUUCUUUUAGCCCAAGAAGAAAAAGACUGCUUGGCUCUUCUAGAUGGGAAAAAGAUGGAAAAGCCUCCGGGGACCAGCAAAGACAUAGAAGACUCCCCAGUUUCUGCUGCAGGAGAAGUUCACUGCAACCGUCCUUCCAUUCCACUCAGCUUCCUGGGUCAUCCUGCUUUUCUCUCAAAGGAAGUUGGUCAAAUGGAACAACAGAUAAAUAAAGAUCAAGAGUCCAGGAACCCAAAUGAGGAACCAAAUAGGGAUGAUAUACCUGCUUCGGAUGCAAAUGACAAGUUCACUUUGCUAACAGCCCAGAAGCCACCCACCCUGCAGCCUAAAGCCGAAGGCAUUUGUCCAUAUUCCUUGUCUCCUUCUGAAGCUUCAGGAGGUGGUGUUAUGGAAAAGGAUUCCCCUGAAUCACCAUUUGAAGUAAUAAUUGACAAAGCAGCAUUUGACAAAGAAUUUAAAGAUGCAUAUAAGGAAAGCAUAAAUGAUUUUGGUAGCUGGGCAGUGCAUACUAGUAGAGAAUCACCUGCAGACAUUUCAGAGUCUAAUGACAAAGUAUUUCCACUGAGAAAGAAAGAAGCAGGGCGUUACCCAGCCUCUGCAUUGCUCAUCAGGCAGUUUUCACACACAACUGCAGCAUUGGAGGAGGUAUCUAGAUGUGUGAGUGAUAUGCAUAACUUUACUAAUGAAGUACUGACUUGGGAUUUGGUUCCCCAAGUGAAACAGCAGACUGAUAAAUCUGAGUACAACACAAAAACUACAGGACUUGGCACUAGUGAAUAUAAUUCAGAAAUUCCUGUUGUAAAUCUGAAAAUGAACACUCAGAAAAUUCCUGUAUGUUCUAGUAAUGGAAGCACUACUAACACUAAAUCACCAGAUGACUGGGCGGAAACAUCUCUCCCGCAAGAAAAUGCUGUGCCAGACCAUUUGGAUUCCACACAGGAAGUCACUAUCAAAGAUGUGCAAGACAAAGUGCAGAAAAGAGACGACACACUUUCAGAGUUACCUGGAUCUCCACUGGAGAAAUGUGUCUCUCUCGGUUCUGGAGUGGCCACAGAUAAAGUGGUUUUACCCGACGGCCACCUGAAAGGUGGAAUAAGCUGGCGGACCUCUGUGUUGGGAGAAAUGACAGAGGCUGAUAGUUCUGGUGAAUCUGAUGACACAGUAAUAGAGGACCUCACAGCAGAUAAUUCAUUUGAGAGCAACAAAAUUCAGGCUGAAAAGCCUGUUUCCAUCCCAAGUCCUGUUGUAAAAACAGAUGGAGAAGUCAAAGAGAUCCUCAGUUGUAAUAAGAGAGACAGAACAUCUGAAAAUUUUGAAGGGUCGGUCAGUGACUCUGAGCCACAACAAGUUCAGCCUGGUCCUCUUGAAAGGAGCCCGAGUGAGGCAGUAUGUUCACUAGUAUCUAAUAAGAAUGGCACGUCAGAAGUGAAGCAGUCAGGCAGUAAGCAUGAAGCUGUUCCUGAAAAGCCUGUUGCAGCUGAGAACCCCAAACUCCCUUCAGAAGCAUCUCCUACAGAACUCUCACAAAGUGUGACAACCUCUGCCUAUUUGGAGGCAUUGCAUGAAAAAAAUGUGAAAGAUAUAGAUGAUUCUUCCCCAGAGGACCUGAUGGCGGCCUUUACAGAAACCAGAGAGAAAGGAAUAGUAAGUAAAGGUGAAGGAAAUACCUUCGAAGCAACAUCAGAGCAAACUAAGGACUUUAAAACAAGUCUUCCUCUAGAUGUUUUGCAUGAGAGUAAGUCACGUGUUUCUGAAAUUAAAAACAUAAAAAGCAAAUACAGUGAACAAAGCAAAGAAACAAAUGGGAGUGAGCUUCUGGAAGUUUUCCCUACCCAAGGUACUCCAGUAGCAUCUCUCGACUUAGAGCAAGAACAGCUCACAAUCAAAGCACUUAAAGAACUGAGUGAAAGGAAGGUUGAGAAGUCAGCUUCUGUACAGGAUAAAGGAGAAUCUCCUGAAGAAAUAUUCAAACAGACUUUAACAUUUGUUCCAGAAUCAUCUUGGCCACAGAAAUCAUAUGAUGUCCUGGAACACAAAGACGUCAAGACUGGAUCUGGUCUUGAGAUUUCCAAGAAGCCCACUGUUAUCAAAGAAACUACUAGGGUAGAGGUUAUUUCCAUCCUUAGCGAGACUGAACCGGUAAACAAGCCUGUCCUAACAAGACUUCUGACAGACUUAUCAGGUAACCGUUUACAUUAGAAAUACUGCAUGUGGGGGGAAAAAAGAAAUACUGCAUGUGGUUAAUUCUGCUAUGAUUGAUUAUUUAGAGGGCCAUUUUCUUAGUCUCUGAUUUAUAUCACUAAAUUAUAGCUAGAAUAAAAUAUACUGUAUAAUGGGGAAAGGUAGAUUUUUUUUUUUAAUGGUUGUUUGAUUUGGUUUUCUUAUACAAAUGUUUCCCAAAGCAGGAGACUACUUGGUAAAAUUAAUAUUCUCCUAAAGAAAAAAAAUGUCAUCAUCCAGUUUUUUCAAGGUCCUCCUUUCAUUAUAUGUAGGGGAGAUUGCUGCUUUUAAGACUAUCACUAGGCUCUUGUUUACACAGAUUAUUAUAAAAUCUCACUAACAGUAGCACUGCUUAGCCCUUGGGUUUUUUGCUUAGCCCUUGUAAAAUCUAUUUAGCAAUCAAAGAAAGGAAUUCCUGCUGGGAAGAUAAUAAAUGAAACUUUUAAUUAAUUUGAUCUUAUACCACAGAGAUUUUAUGCUCUGAAAGUAGGUAACCAGUACUGUAGUACAGUCGUGCCAGUGAUACUUUAGGAGAACUCAUGCAUUGUUCUACUUUGGACCUUGUUGACAUUCUUCAGGUCAAAACUCUUUGUAUGGUACUAGAAGCCCUUCUGCUUGUCUUCUGUUUAUUUGAGUGAUUACUUUCAUAGCUGUUGGCCUUCAUUUAAAUUACUUUAGAUGCUCCCUGUUCUGGUGUCUUCGUGUAAUGAAAAAAAGAUCUAUAAAGCCUCCAAAAUCGACUCCCAACCUCUGAUCUGAUAUGAGGUUCUGCACUUGGUGUAUGAUCAGUGUGGACAGAGUUAGGUGCUAUGCAGGGCUCUGUGGUUUUCCAAGCUUUUUAAACAAUAGAUUCCUCUUUCAAAUGAAAUCAGACACAGAGUUAUAAUAUUUAAAACAAAAAGGUUUUUGUUAAGAGAAACUUUUUAAGUGAGAUUGUACCAUUUACUUUUUUUUUUCCCCUGUAAAGGUUUUAUUAUGCACAGACUAAGCAGGGGGCUCAGUCCUUAGCAGCCACUUCCCUCUGGUCACUUCUUCCAGCAAGGGUGCCGCUAACUUGCUUUGCUUGGUUAGGUUCCCUGCUGGCAUCUGUGGGUCACCCUGAAGCCUACAGCCGUGGGCUGCUGCAGAGCCGUGACUGCUGCCCGUUAUAGCCUGCAGCAGAAAGGCACCGUAUACUUCUUAUUUUAUAAAGGUAUUUCCUUACUAAAGACCAUAGGCAGGUUAUUUAACCUUACUAAAUCUUAAUCCUUAAAAUAGAGAUAAUAAUGGUACUUACUUUAUAAUAGUGUGAAGAUUACAAGUGUAAAUGCAGGUUAUAAAGGGCCUCAGUUCAUUCAGUUCAGUCACUCAGUCAUGUCCGACUCUUUGCAUCCCCGUAGACUGCAGCACUCCAGGCUUCCCUGUUCAUCACCAACUCCUUGAUUCGUCAAACUCAUGUCUAUCAAGUCAGUGAUACCAUCCAACCAUCUCAUCCUCUGUUGUCCCCUUCUCCUCUUGCCUUCAUUCUUUCCCAGCAUCAGGGUCUUAUCUAAUGAGUCAGUUCUUCACAUCAGGUGGCCAAGUAUUGGCGAUUCAGUUUCAGCAUCAGUCCUUCCAGUGAAUAUUCAGGACUGAUUUCCUUUAGGACUGACUGGUUUGAUCUCCUUGCAGUCCAAGGGACUUUCUAGAGUCUUCUCCAACACCACAGUUGAAAAUCAUCAAAUUAUUCAGUGCUCAGCUUUCUUCAGAGGGCCUAGUAUGUAGUAAAUACUCAUUUAGCAGCAGGUACAGGACCUGGCAUAUAGUAGGUCCUGGAUCAUUAUUUGUUACUGAAUGCAGUGUUAAUAAUUAUCUGUGAAAACACUGAGGCUUUUUUAUAAACUCAAAAAUGUGAAAUGGCAGUUAAGGAUAGCUGUUAUACUCUAGAAGUUGAAGAUAGUUGAACUUGGAUUAAACAGACCUGAAUCCGUAUUAUUGCUUUACACCAUCUAGAAAUGUGACUUUAAACAAUUAAGUUACAUCACCUUUUGGGGCUUUAGUUUUCUUAUCUAUAAAGUGAAGAUGUUGAUGUAGGUGAUCAUCAAUACCAUUUCUCUGACCCUGGUAAAUACUAGCUUUCUUCAUGAGUUGUUGUCAAAAUUCUUAAACAUAGGUUUUUGAAGUGAUGAGGUGUAUAGAAAUUAGGUAACAAUCUGGUGUCUAAUCCUGGCAAAUUCCUGCUUUAGUGUGUGUGACCUUUGACAAUUAGUCAAAUUGGUUUGGCAUCUUGCUUUGUUAAUAUUGUGGUAUUUUGCCCUGCUUCAUAGUGUUACAGUAAAUAACGUAUUGUGUAAAUACUAACUAUUAGUAAAUCUCAACUGAGUUAUUUAAUCUAGUGUGAGAGGUGAAAAGGACUAUGGAAGUUUAAGUUGUUUUGUCACUGAACAAAUUCUAUGAUUAAUAGAUAUUUUUAGAUGAUAAUUAAAGAAAACUAGUAUAAUUAGACCAAGAAGCUAAAAGUUCUUCCUUUGAAGGUUUCAGAAUUGAAAACCUUUUAAAAUUGUCUUACAUCAUGAAUAAAUCUUUUAAGAUGUAAAUUAUACUAAUAUAUACCAGAAUCUAGCUCUAAGCAGUGUAUCUGAGCAGUCUUCAUUUCUAAAGUAAAACCAAUUCUGUAAUUAUAUUCUGCCUAAAGUUGUUGGGGAAAAUAGGCAAAGGAAGCUAUGAAAAAAUAAAUGGUCUUUUAUUUUCCUUUUGCUAUUCUGUGGUAUAUAUGGCAGUAUUUAACAGACCUGGAAAUGACCUAGCAAUUUUGUUUCUAGGUAUGUACUCUAAGGGGAAAAGAAAUUUAUGUGCGAAAACAACUGUAAAGAUAUUCUUUGUAGGGCUGUUUACAAUAGUGGCAGGUAUCUUAGUGCCUCAACAAUUAAAGAUUGUUGGAGUGUGUGACAUAUCUGUGCAGUCGAAUGUUAUACAGCCACUGGAGUUGUUACAGGUUGAUGUGAAGUACAAAAAGAAAUACACUUGUAUUUCUGUAUAUUAGAAUUAACUUCUAUUGUUAAUUAAUAUUUGCUUUCAAACUAAAGGACCCUUUGAUUACCAUCUGACCAAAUUCCUGAAUUUCCCCAGAGGGAAAUUAUCUUAUAGUGUUGUGUUAGUUUCUGCUCCACUACAUUUUAAAUGUGCAUAUAUGGUAUUGUUUUGUGCUUUUAAAACUUUAUUAAUUUUAUCUUUGUUGGGACUUCCCUUGUGGUCCAGUGGUUACAAAUCUGUGCUUCCAUUGCUAGGACCGUGGGUUUAGUUCCCUGGUGGGGGAACUAAGAUCCUUCAUUUCAUGCAGAGCUCACCCAAAAAAUAAAUUAAUAUUAUCUUUGUUAUGCAACUUGUUUCAUUCAACAUUAGGUUUUUUAACUCUUUUCAUAUGGAGGUAUAUAUAAUUUUAUUUAUUUUAAUCACUGUGUAAUAACCCAUUUUAUUACUAUAUUAUUUUUCUUUUAACUAAUAUUUGGGUUAUUUUCCAUGUUUUACUAUUGUAGACAUUGCUGAAGUUAACAUCCUGUACUCAUCAGUUUUUAUACAUAUGCAUGUAUUUCUCUUGGGUCCUUAUGCCACUGCUUAUCAAUUUCACUUCUGUAUAUGCAUUAUUUUUCUAGUUACUGUCAGUUUGCUGUCAAAGUUGGAGUUUCUUCUGUUAUGCGAAAAUGUUCAUAGUUUAUUAAUAAAAACUAUAUUAUUUAACACAGUAGUUUUUAUUAUAUGAUGAAUACUUAAAGUAGACAAAACAAGUGAGAAAACAAGGUUUUCAGAAUAAUACUUAUUUUCAUGUCAUUGAAAGUGAAUCUGUAUACCUACACACAGUGUGAUUCUGAAGUAAAUUUUUAAGAACAAGAUCACAGUGAUUUUUCUUGCAAUGUGGCCAAGUAGGCUUUUACUGGACCUUUGUUGGGACUUCUCUGGUGGUCCAGUAGUUAAGAGUCUGCCUUGCUGUGCAGGGAACACUGGUUUGAUCUCUGGUCCAGGGAAAUCCCACAUGUAGCGGAGCAACUAAGCCCAUGUGCCACCAGUACUGGAGCGCACGCUCUAAAGCCUGUAAGCCACAACUCUCAUGCUAUGUGCCCUAACUGCUGAAGCCCACCUGCUCCAGAGAAACCACCACAGUGAGAAGCCUGUGCACCCACGAGGAGUAGUCCCGCUCACCACCAAUAGAGAAAGCCUGUGCACAGCAACAAAGACCAAAGGAUGUAAAUAACUGAAACUAUUUUUUAAAAAAAGGAUCUGCACUCCCAUCACAGGGGACACGGGUUCAUUUCCCUGAUCAGAGAACUAAGACCCCACAUGCCACAGUGUGCAGGUAACUUUCUUCAUGUAAAUAUAUACUCUGGACAGAAUUGUGGGGUUAAAAGGGAGACCUGAAAGCACUGGGAAAAUGAGCAAAAGCGGGCAAAUUCUAAAAAAGGACUGACACUUUCAAGAAGAGACAACAUGAAAUCAAUUUUCUAUUUUUACUGUUUCUUGCCAGAGAAAGACUGAAGUUGGCAUCUGACAGGGUGGUUAAAAUUUUAGUAGAAGACUUAUUACUAGGACUUUGCCGGUGGUCCAGUGGUUAAGAAUCACCUUACAAUGCAGGGGACACCAGUUUUUUCGAUCUCUGGUCCAGGAAGAUCCCAAAAGCUGCUGGGCAACU